Molecule: messenger RNA, 4044 nt
Organism: Apis dorsata (giant honeybee)
Lineage: Eukaryota; Metazoa; Arthropoda; Insecta; Hymenoptera; Apidae
Gene: mus101
Product: DNA topoisomerase 2-binding protein 1-A
Exons: 25
Coding region: 48-3941 (1297 amino acids)
Biological process (GO): mitotic DNA replication checkpoint signaling; DNA replication initiation; mitotic G2 DNA damage checkpoint signaling
Source: RefSeq, a predicted model, not a curated record
UAUUUAUUUAAAAUUAUAACGAAAAAAAUACUUUUUAUAAUCUAAAAAUGAUAAGUUUAGAAAGCCAAAUUGAUACAGAUGUAAAUAUUUAUUUUAUUAUAUCAAAUGAAUAUAAUUCUGAAAAUGAUUGUAAUGAAGAUAUGUGGCAUGCAUACAAUAAAUGUUGUGAACAUGAUUUACAACCAAUAUGGAUCAAUGAAACAAAAUGUGAUAAAAUGAAACCUAUUAAAAAUGAUGUUUUUGUAAUGGAAAAGUUUGAAGGUGAUAUAUUUCAUAAAUUAAAAACAUUUAAAUGUUCCAUAGUUGGUCCAAAAUGUUUAUUAAUUUGUUUUCUUAAUGGAGAACCAAUUCCAGAAGGAAAAAGUCCAGUCUAUACUACAGCUAUGAGAGGUCUUUGCAUAUGUGCUUCUGGUUUAUCUUCAGAAGAAAAAGAACAUAUAGAAAAAUUAGUAGAAUAUAUGGGAGGAAUUUUUACAAAACAAUUACGUAGUUGUGUAACACAUCUUAUAACAGCAUCUGUUAUGUCUGCUAAAUAUGAGACUGCAAUAGAUAUGAAAAUACCAAUUGUUACAAAAGAAUGGGUUGAAUCUAUUUGGGAAACAAAUUUAAACAAUUUUGUUAAAGCAGAUAGUAAUAUAUUUGAUAAAUAUAAAGCUUCUGUAUUUCUUAAUUUAGUUGUUACUUCAACAAAUCUUCCAAAACGCCAAAAGGAAGAAAUAAGACAUUUAAUUAAUGAUAAUGGAGGAACAUUUAUGGGUCCUUUAGAUGGUGCAAAAGUUAAAGUUGUACUUGCUCCAGAAAAUAGCCCAAUGAGUGAAAAGCUCAAAUAUGCAAAACAAGCAAAUAUUGCUUGUUUAAUACCAGAUUGGGUUUAUAAAAGUAUAAAAGUUGGCUAUGCUUUACCUUUCAAAGAUUAUUUAAUUAAGUCAUUAAAAGCAUGUUCUACUCCAGAAAAAUCAAAUGUAUAUGAAAGUCUUAAUUGUUCUGCAAUAAGUUCCAUAACAUGCGAUGUACAACAAGGCAAUUAUGUUGAUGAAAGUUCAAUAACAACAAUGAGCAAUGUUUCUUCUUUAGACAAUUUAUAUAACAGUGUUUCUUCUGCUUCUAUAUUUGCAGUUUUGGAUAGACUUACAUUUAAUGAAGCAAAAUCGGCUGGUCCGUUUUUAGAUGGCUGCAAUAUUUACCUUACUGGAUUCCCUUCUAACCAAAGAGAUAAACUUAACAAAAUAUUAAAUGUAGGUAGUGCAACGCGCCUUGAUGAUAUAUCUGAUGCUCUAACACAUGUCAUUGUUGGAGAUGAAAAUAAAGCAGCAAAUGAAUUAAAAUUAAUGGCUUCAAAAGGAUUAUGUCCAUAUAUAUUAACAUUGGAAUGGUUAGAAGAAAGUAUUAAACUUAAACGACCUGCACCUGAAGAAAAUUUUUUAUGUGGAGAAAGAAGUAUUGCAAUUCAAAAAAUUACUGAACCUCCAUCUCCUUUAAGUAAAAAGAACUUACAAAUGUUACAAAAACCAAAAAAAGUGUCCAUACCAUCUUUUAAUAUAGAUGAAAAAUUGGUUAUGUUAGAAAAAGAAAAAGAAUCAUCUGAUCUUCUUCAACAAUAUCUUCAAGAUACAGUUGUUGAAACAAAUAAUAAAACAAUGCAAGAAUUUUUAAAACCACAUACUGUAUUGGGAGAAAAUAAUGAUAUGACUUUGAUUGAUAAUCAAAAAAAUCAAGGAAAGCAUUUAAAAGAAUCUAUAACAACUUCAACAGAACAAAAUAAAUAUUCAGCAGAUGAUAGUGCAGUACCAUUUAGUCAAACUUCUACUUUAAAUGAUAGAUUAUUUGAAGGCCUGACAUUUGUUGUAAUUGGCUUCAGCGACGAAGAUAGUUUUGUAGCUGAAACUAUAGCAGCAAUGAAUGGAAAAGUAGUUUCUAGUACAUUUGCUGGUAUUCCAGACUAUGGUGUUGUACCAAAAUGUGGUGCACCUUUAAAACAUACAGUAAAUGAAAUUGUUACAGAUUUAUUUAUUGAGGAUUGCAUAAAUCAAGAACAAAUAGUCGAAAUUAAGUAUUAUCAUAGACCUCUAUCUGUAAAAAAAUAUUCGAAUCCAUUAUCAGGUUGUGUUAUUACAAUGAGUACAUACAUUGGAGUAGAAAGAACAUAUCUUGCAACAUUAGCUACAGAAUUGGGUGCCAUGUGUCAAGAUAUUUUUGUUCGCAAAACUAAUGUCGAAAAAAAUAUAUAUCGAAGUACACAUUUAGUUUGUCCAACACCUGAAGGAAACAAAUAUAAUGCUGCAGUAAAAUGGAAAUUACCAGCUGUUACUGCAGAUUGGUUAAAAUCUUGUGCAGUUCAAUCAAAAUGGGUUGAUGAAACAGCAUUUCUUGUAGGAGAAACCAUAGCUCCUGAAAAACCAAAUGGAACUAAUAAUGUGAACGUAACUUCAAAUAAAACUAAUUCAAAUGAAAUGGGUCCUCCAGUUGAACCAAUAGUUAGAAAUAUUAUAACUCCAAAACGUCAUCUAUCAAAUUUACAAAGUCAAGAUGGCAAUUCCGGUGAUACACCAUUAAUUAAUAAAAGACUUAGUUUACUCAUGAAUAAAACUCCUCAAUCACCAUUUCAUGUAUCUACACCUGAAACACCAUAUGGUCAAGUAUUUAAACCUAAUCCUUCACCUGAUACAAGAAAAGGUUGGGUGAAAUGGGUUGAUAAUUUUCCAGAUUUAAGAGUAGAAGAACCUCCUUUAAAAAAAAGAGCACUUAGUACUCCUCUUUCAGAGCUUAAAAAACAAUUGUGGCAAAAAUUAAAACAACAAAAUCAUGAUUUAGAGAAUAAUGAUGAAAGCUCUAUCACUAAUGAUGAUGAAAAAUUAGAUAAAAUACCAGAAUUAAUAAAAGAUGAUUGCAAAACAAUUACUACAUCUAUUAAUAGGAAAUUAGAAUUCACCGAUGAAAACAAUCCAUUACCAAAUAAUGAAAUUAAUAUGCAAAUUGCACAACUAGAUCAAGUACUUCAAAGAACAUCAAGUACUCCUGAAAAUAGAUAUUCUCUUUCUGGAGAAAAUGCAAACACAUACAAUGUUGAACCUGCUGAUCCUAUACAAAAAUUUAUUGCAAAAGAUUCUCAACCUGUCGAUGCUAUUGUGUGGGAAGAUCCCAGUAAUUCAAAACGAUUGACAACGCAUGAAGAGCAAAAUGAAAGUAUUGCACAUGAAGAAUAUAAUAUAAGACAUCAUGAAGAAGAGUCAUCAGAAGAAGAAAUUGAACCUCCAAGAAAAUUAAAAUUCAUGUUAUCAGGCAUAAAGGAUAAAAUAACAUACGAACAAGUAAUAAGAAAUCUCGGUGGUGAUGUAUCAUCAGAUGCUAUUUUUGAUAUAAAUGCGACGCACUUGCUUUGUAUUAGACCUUCAAGAAAUGAAAAAAUGCUUGGAAGUAUAGCAUCUGGAAAAUGGGUUUUACAUUGUAUGUAUUUACGAGAUUCCGAACAAGAAGGAAAAUUUCUUGACGAAGAAAAAUAUGAAUGGGGAAAUCCAAAAAGUAAGGGCAUUAUACCAGAUCCUACUGGCGAAAUUGAAGAAACAAUUGCAGCAGCUGCAUAUAAAUGGAGGCUUAAAUUAUUAAAGGAACCAAAGGGGCCAUUUCAUAAUAUGACUGCUUUGCUAUUGGCUUCUGGAGAUAAAUACGAUCAAUUUAAAAGAUUAAUUGAAGCUGGAGAUGGUAAAGUUGUUCAAGCAAGACCACCAUAUGAUACAAGUCCAACUGGAAAAAAAAUCACUCAUUGUUUUGUUAACAUUAGACAAGUUAAUCAACCUAUUGAUUGGGCAAUGCUAGCUAGUAAAGGUAUUCUUUGCUUUAUGCCGCAAUAUUUGAGUGAUUAUCUUACUUCACAAAUUCCAUUAAAUCCACGAGAAUGUGUAAUUCCAGAAUUUAAAAAGUAUUUAACAUUGUUACCGAAAUAAAGUACUAGUAAAUAAUGUCUUUAAACGACUUUUUGUAUAAUAGUAUUAUCAAAUGUAUAUCUGUACAUAGAAAAAAAUACAUUUGUCAUAUUUUAUUUAAUUA